Molecule: messenger RNA, 2337 nt
Organism: Camellia sinensis
Lineage: Eukaryota; Viridiplantae; Streptophyta; Magnoliopsida; Ericales; Theaceae
Product: DNA primase
Biological process (GO): error-prone translesion synthesis; replication fork processing; mitochondrial DNA replication
Cellular component (GO): mitochondrial matrix; nucleus
Molecular function (GO): DNA-directed DNA polymerase activity; chromatin binding
Source: RefSeq, a predicted model, not a curated record
AAAAAGACCCAGAACCAGCAGGGGAUCAUCAUCUGUGUAUUUGGGGAAAAUACAGGAGGGAAAAGAUUUUGAAGAGAUGGACGACGUCGAUCGAUUGUUCCAGUGCUUCAAAUGCGGCGUCUCUCCUCCUCAAUGUUAACAAAAGGCUGAUAUUGAAACAAUUCAGAAGAUUAGGGGGGCAAAUGUAGCAAUUUUUAGUUGAAAGGGAGUCAGCUAUUAGAGAAAGAAAAUCAAACAAACACAAAUUGAAGCAAGUCCGUCCAACAAAAGAGUUGUCUGAGUAUUCUGAUACUCCACCUAUGGGAUCGCCACAAAAAAGACAACAGCAUGCAACAGAUGUGCAGCUCCAUAUGCAGAAUUUUGGUUCAACCACAGUUAAAACAAACAACUUCAACAAAAGGAAGCAUCUCUCUCCAGUCAUAUUCUAUGGUUCUCCGCAUGGCGUGCCUCCAAAGAGACCAUCUCAUUUGUUGCGAUUGUUACGUGAAAUACAUGUUGAUCUUGCUGAACAGAAAAAACUAAGAGAGCAAGUAUGGGCUACAUUCCCUAGGCAAGACGAGGCCAUAAAGUACGCAAAAGAGCAUGCACAUGUUUAUGUUUUCAGUUACCAAGAUCAUAUGAAUGGACAAAGGAGGUUCCUUGUUUCAACAUAUGAAGAGUUUUGGCGGAGGUACAAAAACAUGAAUCCUAGAUUCCGCCACCAUUAUGAAGUGAUUCAGGAGGGAUUGCCAUGCCACCUUUAUUUCGAUUUGGAGUUCAAUAAGAGAGACAAUGCUGAAAAGAAUGGAGAUGAGAUGGUUGAUCUCCUGAUAUCGGUUGUCUUCAAUGUCUUAUUUGAUAAGUACUCUAUUCAAGGAGAACAUGACUGGAUUGUAGAACUUGAUUCUUCUACUGAAGAAAAAUUUUCGCGUCAUUUAAUAAUCCGCUUACAGAAGACUGCUUUUAAGGACAAUUCACAUGCUGGUGCAUUUGUUGCUGAGGUAUGUUCAAGGAUCUGUAGUGCAAGGGAGAGUGAUGGCAGAUUGGAAAAAUUGCUUGUUUCAAAAGACUCAGGCUCUGCUGGUAGCCCUUGCCAGCUUUUUGUGGAUACUGCUGUCUAUUCUAGAAAUCGCUGCUUUCGCUUACCUCUUUCAUCAAAAGCCGGGAAAAAUUCUAUUCUUCUACCUACUGGGCGUUUUAAAUGCAAGAACAUGAGUGAAGAAGAUGUGUUCAUGGCAUCCUUGAUCUGCAACAUGGAUGUUGACUGUGAGAAGCUUCUAAUCUGCAAAAUGGAUUUAGAUUGCGUGAAAGUCCUUCAAUUUGAUACAGAGGUAAAUAGUGAUUUCCAAAAGCAAUCAGGUGCCUCUCAAGAAUUCACUUUGAAUUCUUGCACAAGUGAUGUUUCAAGAACUUAUUUGAUGGGAAAAUCACCAUUUCCAGCCUUGGACGCGUUUGUGGAAUCUAUUGCAUCAGUAGGAAAUGUGUCAGGAAAAAUCCGAAGUUGGUAUUGGUUCUCAGAGUAUGGAUUGAUGGUCUACAGCAUGUCAAGAAAUAGAUAUUGUGAACGAAUUGGUAGACAACAUAAAAGCAAUCAUGUGAUGUACAUUGUUGACCUAAGAAGAGCCAUUUAUUAUCAGAAAUGCCAUGAUCCUGAUUGCAGAGGUUAUCGAUCCCCUUUGCGUCCAAUCCCUAUUGAUGUCAUUCCUGAUGCUACAAUUUUCAUCAAUUUUGUUGGGCAUAAUGGAGGUUCGGUGGACGAGAACCUUGAAUGUCAACUUGUUGAAAAUGUUCAGGAGCAUAUUACAUUUUACGGUGAUGAAAGCGUCACAGAUAGCGUCAAGAAAGAUGAAUGGUGGCUUGAAGCCAUAAGAGUUGCAGAAAAAGUUGAGAAUCCUAUAACAUUAGAUUUCAGUGGAAUGGGCGAAACUGCUGAUGGAGAUGAAGAGGACUGGUGGAUGGCAGUCGAAAGGACCGCAUCCCAGGCUGAACUAAAUGUGGGAUUGGUACAAUCCUGAUAUUGAUACAUGAGCAAUGUGAAAUGCCAGUCUGUAGAAUUCAUGUAAAUAAUUCUUUAUAUGGUCUUUGUAUAUAUGUAACCUGACCUUUGUUGGUCUGUAUUAUUGGAAAAUAUAGUGCUGUAUAUUUGAAAAUGCUUUGUGCACAAGAGAGAUUAAGAGAUGAUUGUGGUUUCAAUUGAUGCUUACAGCUCAGGUGAGUUGGUCAACCAUAUAUCUAGAAAGCUAGCUCCGCUACGAGGUGCUGUUAACAUUACCUAAAAUACAAAGAGAGUACGCUUGUGUUUUUAUAAUUCGGAAUUUAGAAGAGAAUUAUGAAAUGAAAAGAAAUGGUAAUGGUAAA